This is a messenger RNA of Apis laboriosa (Himalayan honeybee), 1072 nucleotides long. RefSeq names its product 4-nitrophenylphosphatase-like. The record is from RefSeq and is a predicted model, not a curated record. The transcript is spliced from 6 exons. Bases 43 to 972 code for a protein of 309 amino acids. NCBI's taxonomy places the organism in Eukaryota, Metazoa, Arthropoda, Insecta, Hymenoptera, Apidae. Gene Ontology annotation, cellular component: cytoplasm. Gene Ontology annotation, molecular function: phosphatase activity.
UAACGAUCAAGACAGUCCUCUUCAAGCAACGAUUAAGUCAAUAUGGCGAUUCCCCUGGAUUUGAGGGAAGCGACAGCGGAACAGAUGCAAGAUUUCUUGAAUUCGUUUGACAUCAUCUUUUCCGAUUGUGAUGGUGUUAUUUGGCAUUUGUUAAACCCAAUACCUGGAGCGAUUUUGUCGCUUAAAAAACUACAAGAUUUGGGCAAAAAGCUGUAUCUAGUGUCGAACAACAGUAAUAAAAGUAUAGAUGAAUAUAUCAAAAAUUUUAAGAAAUAUGGAUUGAGUGUCGAACCGGAACAAAUAAUAAUCAGUGUGAAGGUUAUCAGCUCGCAUCUGAAAAAGCUUAAAGUUUCAGGGAAAAUAGUAGUUUUAGCUACACCACAGUUUCGAGAAAGUUUAAACAAGGAUGGAUUUCAUACAAUAUUGCCAUCUUUUGAAAUCAACGAACGAGAUCCAUCGAAUACAAUAAAAAAUAUUCAUAAUCAAGCAUGUGUUGAUGCAGUCGUUCUCGAUUUUUGUAAUUAUGACUGGGGCUUAAUAGUAUUUCUUCUUAAAUGCUUGAAUAACGAAUCUGUUCAUUACAUCACUGGUUGCACAGACGAAUAUAUUUCUUAUAGUUGCAAUGAGAAGAUAAUUGGUUCUGGACCUUUUAUCGAUAUAAUUUCUAAAUACAGUAAAAGAUCACCGAUAAAAUGCGCUAAACCUAGCCAAGUUUUAAAACAAUAUAUUUUUGACACUUGUAACGUGCAAGAUCCAGGAAGAUGUUUGUUUAUAGGUGAUUCAAUAAAAACCGAUAUGAAAUUUGCCCAUAUGUGUGGAUUUAAAAAAAUGUUCGUCGAUACUGGUAUAGAAACUAUAAAAAAUGCGAUAAAAGAUGAAGAAACUUGCCCGCAUUUCUAUCUCCCUAGUUUGGGGAUGCUAUACCCUAUUAUCGAUUCAUUGCAGAAUAUUUCUAAAAAGCAGAAUAUUUAAAGUUAACAUGAAGAUCAGAAUACUGAAAAAGGAAGAAUGUCAAGAAAAAAAUAUGUAUUAAUAUGAAUAUACCAAUAAAAAUCAUAAUUAAUAACCACAU